Salarias fasciatus (jewelled blenny) is the source of this 1608-nucleotide messenger RNA. RefSeq names its product eukaryotic translation initiation factor 2, subunit 1 alpha b (gene eif2s1b). The transcript has 8 exons. Bases 168 to 1115 code for a protein of 315 amino acids. Lineage: Eukaryota; Metazoa; Chordata; Actinopteri; Blenniiformes; Blenniidae. Gene Ontology annotation, molecular function: RNA binding; translation initiation factor activity; ribosome binding. The record is from RefSeq and is a predicted model, not a curated record. Gene Ontology annotation, biological process: translational initiation. Gene Ontology annotation, cellular component: eukaryotic 48S preinitiation complex; eukaryotic translation initiation factor 2 complex.
CCUCGUCCGAUCCUUUCCGGGUGAGACGUUAGCACACCCCAUGAAUGUGAGCUAGCGGGCCGGACUUUUUCAUUCAGAAAACCGAGAAAAGUGAACACAGCCGGACAUUUAAACACCUCCUCCGCGGUGUCAUUCAGCGUAUCGCUCUGUAAACUUAUGACACAGCGAUGCCGGGGCUCAGCUGUAGAUUCUACCAGCACCGGUUCCCAGAGGUGGAGGACGUGGUGAUGGUGAACGUGCGGUCCAUCGCCGAGAUGGGCGCCUACGUCAGCCUCCUGGAGUACAACAACAUCGAGGGCAUGAUCCUCCUGAGCGAGCUGUCGCGUCGACGUAUCCGCUCCAUCAACAAGCUCAUCCGCAUCGGCCGCAACGAGUGUGUGGUCGUCAUCCGAGUAGACAAAGAGAAAGGAUACAUUGAUUUGUCCAAAAGAAGAGUUUCACCAGAGGAGGCCAUCAAGUGUGAAGAUAAAUUCACCAAAUCUAAAACUGUGUACAGCAUCCUUCGACACGUGGCAGAGGUGCUGGAUUACAGUAAGGAUGAGCAGCUGGAGAGCUUGUACCAGCGCACCGCCUGGGUGUUUGAUGAGAAAUACAAGCGGCCCGGAUACGGAGCGUAUGACGUCUUCAAACAGGCUGUGUCAGAUCCUGCCAUCCUGGACGGGUUGGACUUAACAGAGGAGGAGAGGAGCGUGCUGAUCGACAACAUCAACAGGAGGCUCACCCCGCAAGCCGUCAAGAUCCGAGCAGACAUCGAGGUGGCGUGUUACGGCUAUGAGGGAAUCGACGCCGUGAAGGAGGCUCUGAGGGCCGGGCUGGGCUGCUCCACGGAGGCCAUGCCCAUCAAGAUCAACCUGAUCGCUCCCCCUCGCUACGUGAUGACGACGACCACCCUGGAGCGCACGGAGGGCCUGUCCGUCCUCAACCAGGCCAUGGCCGCCAUCAAGGAGAAGAUCGAGGAGAAGCGAGGCGUCUUCAACAUCCAGAUGGAGCCCAAGGUGGUGACAGACACGGACGAGACAGAGCUGGCGCGGCAGCUGGAGCGGCUAGAGCGGGAGAACGCCGAGGUGGACGGAGACGACGACGCCGAGGAGAUGGAGGCCAAAGCCGAGGACUAGAGUCGGCGCUGGACAAGGAAGGCCGGCGGUCUAGGGGGGGGCGGGAGACGGCAAACACAAGGAGAACAUGUGAACAGGUCACAGUCACUCAGUCCAACAGACGGUAACUUUCACAUUCAAACAUUAACGGGUGUUACUAGUUGAUUGGCAGACGUCCCGGUUUCUCCGAAAGAAGCAGAUUUCUGACCGGGCGAAUGGUUACGUCACAAGUUAAAACAUCAGCAUAGUUUCUAUUUUUAAGUACUCCCAAUUUGAAUACAUGAUAACUCUUAAAGUACAGAAAGCUGUUCAACAGACGGUGGCCUUCACAUCCCUCUGGCUUCAAGAGCCCGGCGGCCUCAGUGUCCACAGCGCUUCAUCUCUGGAUGUGAUCGACUGAAGAGGGAGACGCGCCGCCGCUCAGCUGUAACUUCAUGUGUUUCAAGGUUUCUACUGGCAAAGAUCUUGUUCGGCUCACAUGGCAUCAAUAAAGUUCUGGAUGUUUUGAUCUCAA